AUGUACAGUCCUAUCGCACUCGAGCACCCUGUUCCAACCCUCUCCCCUCCCGGUCCUGUGGACGGUAUGGGCGUGGUUACCAAAGCUGACGUGGACAAGGCGUACAAUUAUCUUGACCUAGUCAAGAGCCACAAGGGCGCAGGCGCCGUCGACCAACAGACGGGACACUUGGUCAUGGUAUCUGCGUUGCACUGCCAGUCUGCGCAGGAGUACUAUGAUCGCAUCAGCCAUAUCUACAUGCAUCAACUCGAUCAUCAACUGUCAGGUGAAGGACUAAUGGACGUCGCUCGUUUCGUAUCCAGGAUGAACGAGAUGGAAGCGCGUUUCAACAAACGCUUCAACCAGAUUGAAGGACGGGUGGAUAGCGUCGAUAUUCGCCUCGAUAAUGCUGAACAACGCUGCGAUAACCUCGAGGAAUACUUCUCUCGUAUCAACAAUCAGAUCGAGAAGCGCUUUGAAAGCAUCGACACCUAUCUCACUGGGUUCGAGUCGCGCUUUGAGACGUUCGACAUGCGCUUCAACAAGAUGGACAAACGCUUGAGCCAGCUCCAGGAGACCAAUCCGAAGGAUCAGCCCAUUGACAAGAACGCCAAGUGGAAUGAGGAAUUCAACCAGGCAGUCGCGUGGCCCAAACCUUCCAAAAAGAAGGGCAGCAAGAAGUCAGCUGUGGAUCCGGUACCAGCACCGGGCUGGUCAGACUGGUAUAACACCUUGCCGGGUGUUGUUGUGCCCCACAUGCACGGGCCUUGGCCGGCGAUGAUUCCUCUAUACAACAGGAGACGAAUGCAUCCUACUAUGCCGGGAUACCCAUAUAUCAGGAGCUUUGACGACAUCGACAAAGCUGAUUCCGCCACGAUUAUGAUGUGGGAGAAUCAUUACUUUGACACGACGUAUGAUUUUGAUACCCUGGCUAUGCGCCGCAAGCGCAUUUCCGAUGAACUGCACUGUAUCAUGAAGGAAAUGUGA
Messenger RNA from Dacryopinax primogenitus, 966 nucleotides. RefSeq lists its product as uncharacterized. The transcript is spliced from 5 exons. Lineage: Eukaryota; Fungi; Basidiomycota; Dacrymycetes; Dacrymycetales; Dacrymycetaceae. The record is from RefSeq and is a predicted model, not a curated record. Bases 1 to 966 code for a protein of 321 amino acids.